Eruca vesicaria subsp. sativa (arugula) is the source of this 1274-nucleotide messenger RNA. NCBI's taxonomy places the organism in Eukaryota, Viridiplantae, Streptophyta, Magnoliopsida, Brassicales, Brassicaceae. The record is from the annotation of a GenBank genome assembly.
GCGUAUACCAAGGAUAUGUUAAAAGCUGAGUCUCUCUCUUCUCUUUAUUCAGAGUUGACUCUCUCUUCUCUUUCCUUAAUUGCAUUGAGAAGCUCUCACGAUUCUUUUCUGAUUCAGGUGAUUAGAAAAGCACCUCUGUUCUUCUUCCUGAGAACCUUAGAUUCCUCCAUUGAGCAAGAGAGAUGCUGCGAGUAGCAGGAAGGAGACUCUUUUCUCCGACGCGGAGAUCUUCGAAGGCAACCUCCUUGGCGCUUUCCCGAGUCCAUGGCGGUGACUCCUCCUCACCUCCCAGAUCUGUACCCUCUUCUGAUCUUUCACCUUUCGAUUCUUACCAUCGGAGCCUCAUAAGAGGGAGAUGGAUGCUCUAGCGGCAUACUUGGUUUAGGGUAUUAAUAGCUUAUUACAUUGGGCAUGCUGAGGAGGAAAUUUUCUUUGUUAACCAAAAGAGCUAUGUUUACAAUUUUAUCUGGUCAAGGCGUCUGCAAUCCAAAUCUGUUGAAGCGAGUAAAGCCAAGAAUAAUCAUGGUAGUGAGGUUUUAGUAGGGGGCUAAGCGCUGUGGUCUAGAUGAAUGCGAGGCCUUCGGUUCUGAAGGCAAUGAGAAGAAGCUCGAUGAGAGUAAGGUCAAGAAGCUUACUACUGGUGGUGAUCAUGUUAGUGAAAAUUUGGACAAGGCUAAGAGCAGUGAUGUAGAAAAAGAUGAAUGUGAGAUAUCGCCAGCUGAUGGAUGUGGUAAAAAGCAUACUGGUGCAGAUAAUGUUGAUAAAGUAACACGUAUGAGUGUUACUGGAGAAUCACUAACUUUAGAACAGGGAAAAGGUGAACUUGAGGCAACUAAAGCAUGUCCACAUUCCCUGUUUGAAGACUUUGAAAAGAGCGGUAAACCUGGCAAGAAUGCAGUAUCAAAGAAAAGUUGUAGGAUCCUCAGAAGUGCCGGCAAUGUAGUAGAGCAUUCUGGGACCAAAGAUAAACCUGCCACCGUGGAGGCUGUCAAGAUUGUUUACGGUCACCACAACCAUGAGGGUUACCCAACUGGUGACCCUAGCAAACGUGCGUUUUCGCCUAUUUUGUCUGAGAAGCUGGGAGGUUUGUCUACACCUCUGUUCUCCGACUUCUAGGAAACGUUUCAUUUUUCAAUACCAAAACAAAAGACAUUAGCUUGACUGUUUUUUUUUUGAUCAAUAACUUGACUGUUUGUAGUUAUUGUUAUGGAAUGCAAAAUUGGUAAUUAUUGGGAAACGUUUUAAAAAUAUGAAACCACGAUUCAACAUACGUG